Messenger RNA from Podarcis muralis (Common wall lizard), 5182 nucleotides. RefSeq names its product sprouty RTK signaling antagonist 4 (gene SPRY4). The record is from RefSeq and is a predicted model, not a curated record. Lineage: Eukaryota; Metazoa; Chordata; Lepidosauria; Squamata; Lacertidae. Gene Ontology annotation, biological process: animal organ development; negative regulation of Ras protein signal transduction; multicellular organism development. Gene Ontology annotation, cellular component: cytosol; membrane.
CCCACCCAUUCAUAGAAUUGAGAGGACGGGCAUGCGCAGACGAGGGCCUUUCCCUCCCAUUCAUAAAAUAGCCAUUUUCCCAGGCAGCAGUUGUUGCAAUAGCGAGGCGAAGCGGAGGGGGAAGCGACGGCUGCUGCUGCUGCUGCUGCUGCUGCUGCUGACAGCGCAGCACUUGUAAGUCGCUCCCGGAGAAGCCAGGGGUGCUCCGUGCCAAACUGCCCCCCUUGCACGCCCAGCUCGCGAACUGUCUCGGAUUUAGGAUUAACUCGCCUGUUGAGAGAUGAUCUUGGCUGGAUUAUUUCAAGACACUUAAAAGCCGCGUUUCUCGGUGCUGAAGGACAGCCUGAGCAAUGGAGCCUCGGACGCCUCACAGCAUUACUGGGGUUCCCAAUUCCACUGUGGUGGUCCAGCCUCUCCUGGACAGCCGCAUCCCCUACGGCAGGCUGCAGCAUCCUCUGACUAUCCUGCCAAUUGACCAAAUGAAGACCACGCACCUGGAGAACGACUACAUAGACAACCCCACCCUGGCCCAGCUGGCUGCUCAGAAACAUCCCCGGGGCCACCACGAGCCCGCCCACCCCCCGCGAUGUGAGCAGGACAUCACCCACCCAUGGAUCUCUUUCAGCGGGCGGCCCAGUUCCAUCAGCAGUAGCAGCAGCACAUCUUCGGAUCAGAGGCUUUUGGAUCACAUGGUUCCGGCCCCGGUAGCAGACCAGUCCUCCCCGAGGGCUGUCCGGAUACAGCCCAAGGCGAUUAAUUGCAAGCCCUUGGACCUGAAGGGACCUGCUUCUCAGGAGAUGGACAAGCACUUUUUGCUGUGCGAAGCCUGUGGGAAAUGCAAAUGCAAGGAGUGCGCCCUGCCCAGGACUUUGCCCUCCUGCUGGGUGUGCAAGCAGGAGUGCCUGUGCUCGGCUCAGAACCUGGUCAACUACUCCACCUGCAUGUGUCUGGUGAAGGGCGUCUUCUACCACUGUACCAACGAGGACGACGAGGGCUCUUGCGCAGACCACCCCUGCUCCUGCUCGCAUUCGAACUGCUGCGCUCGCUGGUCUUUCAUGAGCGCCCUCUCUCUGGUCCUGCCUUGCUUGUUGUGCUACCUGCCGGCCACCGGCUGCGUGAAGCUGUCGCAGCGAUGCUACGACCAAGUGAGUCGGCCUGGAUGCCGGUGCAAAAACACAAACAGUGUGAUUUGCAAAGCAUCACCUGAAGGGAAAGUUGGCAGCAGGCCAGGGAAGCCAUUUUGAUCUCUGGAGUGAGGAGGAGGGGCGGGUGGGGGUGGGAAGUGCCGAAAAACAACAGGAAAGGGAAUUUCAUAACCUGCGUUGCGAGUGUAACGUGUCAGCCUUUUGCUUUCAACAAACGAAGGGAAAUGUCUCUUUCCAGGAACUGAAGCACUUUGGGAUUAUUCAGGGGGUUGUGGAAGUGGUGAUCUGUACUUAUUAUGCAGUAGGGAUCUGAAGGAUCUUUCUGAAUAUUUUUUUGCAGAGCAAAGGCAGAAAUCUACUAGGUAGGGCAAUCUGAAGACUGCUUCUGUUCAUUUCUUAGUCUUGGCUGCCUGCUAAGUCUACAUACCACAAGAAUAAUUAACAGAUGGGAUUGGCAGGUACAUCAACAGCUGAAACAGGGUUCUUAUUCCUAGAAGGUGAUAUCCAUUUCAGCCCCCUCCCCCACACUACUCCAACCUUUUAUUUAUUACCUGUAGACCAUUGGCAAUCAAGAGUUAAUGUUCUCAACACUUUAGUAGGGGCCCUGCCCAACCCCUCAAUAUCCCCCCCCCCACUUAAGGCAGUUAUUGAAAAAGAUCCUUCUAUCCAUUCCAUAAGUCCUUUUCAGUCAGCCUCCAUGGGCUAUUUUUUUACAGCAUGGAGAGGAUGUUGCCCUUAGCUGAUUGAUGCAUAUCAAGCUACAGUUGAGGCACAGAUGGAAAAGUGGGCAACCCCACCAGUUUCCUCCUCUUAAGGCCAUUUUAUUUUUGUUGCUCUCUCUCUCUUUUUCUUUGGCUUCAUUGAGUGUAUACAAAGAAUGCAUCUUGCCUAGGGACAUGAUCUGUCCCUCAUUUAACAUCAGUUGGAUGCUAUUGGUGUGUGUGCACCCCCCCCACCUGAACGAUUUUGCCAGUGACAGGAAGAUCUCUAACCUGCAAUCACUGAUAUGGAGAUAAUCCACUGCCUUCAGUAAGGCUACUCUUUGAGGUUUUGAUUCUUAAAGUGCGCUGGCAGCUAAAAUGCUGUUCUCUGAGCAAAGCUUCCAGUAACAGGAGUGCUUGAGAGACGAGGCCCCUUUUCAGCCACGUGUUUCAGAUGCAUUUGGUUCUGAGCACACAUUUAACACCAAUAAAUUACUUUGCCCAAUCAAACAGCACAUUCAGGGUAUCUUGCUUAAGGCAAACAAACAAACAAACAAAACUAUGAAGGCACCCAUAUCAUAAACCCUUCCAUGUCAAAUUGUGGCAGCCCUUCUCUCCUUGAAAUAAACUAUGUUCAGCUUAAUUGAGCUACACAUAAGUACUUACAGCAUAUGUGCCUAAACCAGCCUUUGGCAACCUGGUGCCCUCCAGAUGUUGGCUGGGAUUGAUGGGUGUUGUGGUCCAACAACAUGUGGAGGGCACCAGGUUGGUGAAAGCUAAGCUAAGAAAUCACCUUAUCCCUACAUUACCCUUCCACUUUGCACUCACAGGGCCAAUGCAAACUGAGCACAAUGCAUUUGCAUAUAUGUGGGAUGGGUUCACACACACACACACACACACACACACACACACAGUGUAUCAGUGCAACCCCAAGCUCACAUGAAAGGUGGAUUUGGUUUUGGCCAAUUGACAUUUGCUCAGUAUUUAAAUUCUCACUUUUAUUGCUGCUGCUCAACUUUUGUCUCCUGUAAAAUAACAUUAUCUUAGUAAAUACAGAGGAAUUUCUUUUAAAAAGGAAAAGAAUAAGUCUGUUUUAGCAUUAAGUACUUUUAGAGGAGCAUGUGGAAGCUUAGAGGUGAAUAUUUGUUACAAACUGCCCAUGAUUUUCAGUAGCCAACAGUUUUCCGCCUCAUCUAUACACUCAAGGUUAGGGUUAUUGGACGAGGGGCUGUUAAAUUCCUGUUGGGAAGAGAAUAGAAGCACCUCUAUUCAAGACCAAUGUUCCAUUCCCUUAAAGUGGAUUGAUCCCAUUCUAUCGACAACCACAAGGUGCUAAACAGAAAACAGUUCACCAAUAUAAUAAAUCAAACUGAGUGGGUAUUUGUUGCAUGCAAAAAGCUGAACUUAUGCUCUGCUGGUUUUAUUUUUCAACUUGGAAUUCCUGUACUGGAGUGAUUGUGUGAAAACUGCCUUGUUUUAAUUAGGCAAGCAGUAGGCAAAAUCACACUGUCAUUCUCCAAGCAAAUCAGAUUUCUCAUUUGAAAUGAAACACACACUAUACUGACCGUAGCAAACCAUGGUUCCGCACGCCCCAUUUUGCUUUUACUCAUUGGGGGUUGACUUCAUUUUUUGAGAACUGUAUAUAUUUAUUGAUUGGGAAAUAUUUUUAAUCUUCCUUUUUAUAUUUAUAAUAUGCUGGCUAUGUAUAUAGUGUUUCACAGAAAAAGGGAUGCUACACAUACGUUGUCAAGAUACUGAUUUGUAUAGUUUCGCCUUGCCAAGAACACACUGGGCACAUCCACUGGGAGCAUCUGCCCAUAGAAGUGAAUGGGAGAGGCAUCAAAAAUGGCUUUGGUGCCACUCCAAUCCAUUUCAAUGGAGAGCGUUUCAUAAGUUCCUGCUGGGUUGCGCACAGUAUGUUGUACAUAUAUAUUCUUGCACAAACUUGAGGGAACCAUGCAAUGGGGGAGUGGGGGGAAAGAAAGAGAAACUUAGCCAAAAUACUGUUGAAUGUAUAAAUCGCCGUAGCUUUUCAAGGGAUGGUAAACCAGGCUCACAGAGUAUAAGCAAGCUGGGCAUCCAGCCUCAUACACAACACUCUCGGUUAAUUAUAUGCUUUAUUGUAUCUUAUGCUCCUGUUAAGGUGGGUCAGCCCUGAUCAGGCAACUACAGAUUCUAGCUGGCUUGGCUGUCCAUAGCAAGUAAGCAAACUGGUGGAUCAGCACUUUGCCAAUUUAUAUAUGUACAUACCCACCCGGAACAUUUCUAUAUUUCUUAUACAAUGUUGUUGUGUUGUUGUUGUUUUUUAAAAAAAUGAAACCAGGCCUUUAAUUUUUACUGUACAUAGCUCUAAACCACUGAAAUUUCUACAUGGGCUAACCCCCCCCCCCAUUUUAAACCUGUCAAGGCCAAUCUGAUGUAAGUGGAUCAAUGUGCUCUAAAAGGCUGUGAAAGGAAAGCCUACACAAAUGUAGCAGAAUGAAGCUCCUUGUAUCGUCCAGGGCCCCCUCUGGUGUAGCAGUCAGUCAGCAUGUUCCUCCGGCUCUUUCCUCGAGGCCUAGCAACAAAGUUGACAAGUUUCAUACUGAGCAUUGAAAGGUUUCCGGAUUAGACCAGCCCAAAAGCCUGGACAACAUUACACUGUUCCUUUUAGAUGGACUUGGCUGCUGUGGUAGCAAAGGAUCCCUCCCGCUUAAGCCAACACACUUUUCCUUUUUUAAAAGGCCAUCUUCCACUUUUAAGGUACACACAUACACACACACCAUUUGACAUUGCCUCCAGGUUCAAAACACUUAAGUAUUCAAAAGGUUGGAUAAUAUGGCUGCAUACAUUUGAAACUGAGUGAAUGCUGCACUGGCUGCACCCCCCACCCCCACCCAAAGGUCAAAACUUAUCAGAAAAUGAACCAUCUUUCUUUUUAAUUGUCCCAGCAGGUCAGGCUGGAUCCUGGGGAUGACCCCAUCACUCAAGCGUUGUUGAUCUUGUUGUUGUUUUGCCUUCCUGAAAACUCUUUCUCAUUGCUUUAGCAAAGUAAAAUGUCUAUUUCCUCUUCUGACCCUAGUAAAUGUCUGUCUUGCAGCACUGUGCAUGUUUAGGUUUAUUUUUGUUCAGUUUUGCAGAAAACAGUCAAGGUUCUUCUUUACUUCUUCCAUCAACUGAAAAAAAUAUUGCCACAAACGUUUUCCUUUGUAUAGAAUAUUUAUUUUGAAGCUCUAUUUUAAUAGUAUUUAUUUUAGAAGUCUACUAUUGUAAGAGUUCUUCUGUUUGUGAAGAAAAAACAAGUUAAACUGAAUGUACUGAUCUAGAAAUUAUAUAUAAAAUAUAUAUUGUUAAAUA